Leptosia nina is the source of this 2670-nucleotide messenger RNA. Lineage: Eukaryota; Metazoa; Arthropoda; Insecta; Lepidoptera; Pieridae. The record is from the annotation of a GenBank genome assembly.
AUGAGUGUCAACUUUGUAGAUUAUUUCGCCAACGAACACAAUGGAUACGAUAUACUAUAUCAAAACAUGAAAUACGGACUCAUAGCUAGUAAAGAGCUCUCAGAGUAUUUCAGAGAGAGAUCAAAUAUAGAAGAAUCAAACUCGAAACUUUUAGCGAAACUAGCAAAGCAAGCUAAUAGUAAUUGCGCUCAGGGCACUUUCGCGCCGUUCUGGGGCGUACUUAAGUGUUCCGCCGAGAAAUUGUCAAAUUUGCAUCAGCAUAUGUUUCAAAAGGUCAGUGAGCUUGUGAAGGAUGUAGCCCGUUAUGCUGAUGAAUUACAUAAGAAACACAAAGCUGUCAAAGACUCGGAAUCUAGCACUCUUGAAGUUGUCUUAUUGAUUCAAAACACCAAACAGGCUCUGCAAAAGGCUAAAGAUGCUUACACAAGCAAAGCUACAGAAUUAGAGAAGCUUCGAAAAGAUAAUGGUUCUGCUAAGGACUUGGAAAAGGCUGAAGUGAAAUUGAAAAAACUUCAUGAGGACUAUAGGCAGCUUGCUGAAAAAUAUAGUUUUGUUAAACAGGAUUUUGAAAAAAAGAUGACACAAACAUGUAAACAUUUCCAAGAUGUGGAAGAAGCACAUUUAAAACAAAUGAAACAGUUCUUCAAUUCUUACGCUGACCUUAUACAAAAUAACCAUGACCUUAUGGGGCAGGUACAUAGGGAUUUUAAACAUCAGUGUCUUGAAUUAACUGUAGAAAAAUUAUUAGAACAGUUUCUUAUGGAGAAGUACACAGCAAUUGAAAAAGGUAACCUUGUUGAACUGCCUCCAUCUUUACCGAAGCCAAGUUCGGCAAAUAAUUCAAUAUCAGAAGCAGAUCAGAUAUCCUCUGUCUCCAAUGGGUCACAUAAGCCACAAGUUACAAAAGCCCCAAAGAAAGAGCCCUCAUUUGCUACCAAGACAUCACGGAGAACUACCUCACUGUUAAAUUUAUUUACUCCCAAUUUUCAAAGUAAAGAUGAGCCAAGUAUUAAUCCCGAAGGUGCAGCCCCAUGUUCAGCACCUUCUAGCCCCAGUGGAACUCCAGCAACUCCGGUCACAACAGAGAAAGACGAAAAAAUGGACAGAUCUACUCUGCGAGAGUCUAAAUGGUUCCGCAGAACAAAGACCAAACUGAAAAAGUCUAAGAAGAAAAAAGAUGAAAUAUCAGAGAACUCUAAUGCAGGAGAGAAGUCUGAUUUAGAAGAGAAAGAAGAAGAAGUGAACACAAAGGAGGAUUUAAUAAAUUCCCCAGAAGUUGACGAGGAAGGUUACUGUAUCAGACCUAAAGAUGAUAAAGGCAGUGUCUAUUCUUCUUCAGACUCAGAUUCAGAAGAGGAAAGAGAACAGAAAAUACACGUAGAGAUAAAGCCAAUAACUAAUGGUAAUCCACCGAUGUCAGCAAGUGUUGACGAAUUGAGGGCCACUGUUGAAAAUAUUUCGCUAUACAAAAUAGGCACGACACGGCGUGGCUCGAAUGCUAAUGCAAGUAAAACCAAUACUGAUCUAGUUGACUUGAAUUCCUUUGCCAGUCCUAAUGUCAGCAAUCCCACUUCACCUCAUGCCAACCUGUCCAAUCCAUAUUCACCUUUACAAGGGAACCAAUCACAGUUCCUAGAAAGUCCACCUCCCAUCUCAACAACGACUGAUGUCGGAGACUUAUUCACUGAAGUCGGUGAAGUUUCUCAAUCAAAUUUUCGAACUUCGACACCCACAAUCUCCACUAUCUCUCUCCCCCGGCCACCGUCUAGGAGAUCUGAGGGAGACUUCCGUACUGCCGGGUCGUCAGGGUCACGAGGACCGUCCCCACUAACCAUAGGCAUGGCUGAUACCAUACCCCUUGCUGUCGCAUUUCAUGAAAUUAUACAUUCGUAUUUCAGAGGAGCAGAGGAAUCUAAGUGCCAAGUUAAAAUGUCUGGGGACAUGAUGCUUUCGUUUCCGACAGGUAUUGUCGGGGUUCUGGCCAAUAAUCCGAACCCAGCCAAACUUUGUUUCAGACUGAAAAACAUACAUAGACUAGACAAUGUGUUGCCGAACAAACAACUAAUAAGCAUUAACACCAUGAUGUCCAGUCGGGAUAGUACAGUGCUAGAGUUCAACAUGCCCGCUCUGACCUCACUUCUCAAACGUCAAUCUGAAAAGAAUCCCACCGCGCAAUACUUCAACGUCGAUAUAGUGAAGUACCAGAUACGUCCAAAGACGGGAGCCGCAUCUUGUCCUUUACAAAUGGUCUCCUAUUGGAAAUGUGAGCCCGACCACACAGAUCUGAAAGUAGACUAUAAAUACAAUUUGCACGCUAUGAGCCCGCCAUCGCCCCUUCUGAACGUGUCUGUGUGUGUGCCGAUGACCGGGUCAGUUCGCAACGUGAUAGCCAUGCCGAAAACCAUCUGGAAUGGUGACGCGGAGCAGGCGUUCUGGCGGUUCACCGAACUGUCCCAGCAUUCUGAGGACAGAGGCGUGGGAUCACUGAAAGCGAGGUUCGAGCUGGCUAAAGGUCCUUCCGCUAAGGCUACAAUAUCCGCCCAAUUCAACUGCGAAGGGGCUACACUGUCGGGUAUUGAAUUUGAGCUGAUAGGUAGCGGAUAUCGUCUGUCGCUGGUCAAACGACGUUUCGUAUCUGGCAAAUACAUUUGCGAUAGUGACAUGCAAUAA